AUGGACUCCCCGGGGCGUCAGCCCGGCGUCAGCCUAGGCGACCUAAUACGCACAUCCCAGCUUCUUACUGAAAGAUACAGCACGAUGGCCAACAGCCUCAACACCGCACCGGUUACGCUGGCUGCCCUCGCCAAGGAAUGUCGCGCUGUUACGGAUACCCUACGGCGAUUCAAGUAUCUGCGCGAGACCAUCCCGGAAACGCUCGUUUUUGACCCCGUCCUUCUCGAUAAAUCCUGCCACGAUGCUUUAGACUCGAUUACUACAGACCUGUCGUCUCUCGACAUUUACAGUACAAGAAUUCGCCCUGCGACGAGCGAUAGUGCCGUUGACAUGUCCUCGGGCCAGAUCACCAUCAUUUGGAACGAAGAUUCUCUCAGCCGAAUCCAACUACUGAACAAAGGCAGUCGACUGCGUCUGUCAACUAUUGGGCCCCGACCAAGGCCAGAGGCAGAGGCUUCCCCCAUCAACGAUCUCUUCGAAGUUCGUUCGGCUUUGAAGAGACUCAAACCGCCGCCGGGCACACUAUACAAGCAAAGCAUGCGAACAACCAAGGACCUGCACGACGCCAUCGAUCGUGGAGACGAAGCCGCCGUGGUGAAGCUCCUCUUGCAACGCAUUGACCCAAAUGCGCCUCGCUUCGGCUCGAAACUCUGCCCUCUUCGCCGAGCCCUCAAUCGCCAAAUUCCAUCUCUUGUGACGUUCCUAGCUAUUGCUGGAGCAAAUCUCGAGAGCCGAGGUGACGAGGGCGACACAAUCCUAAUCACGGCGGUUAAGUACGCGUACUCCGAUAAGGUCGUCGCGCUUUUGUGUGAGCUUGGUGCAGAUGUCAAUGCUGUCGACACAUUAGGAUGCUCGGCAAUACACUACGCCGCAACGUCGGCCAAAGAUGACGAUACUUUACAAGUGCUCAUACGUGCUGGGGGUGAAGUUGACCGCAGGGAUCUAGGAACUCGUACGCCUCUGAUAGCAGCCGUCCAGAAUUAUCGUUUCAACGCUAUCGAAAAAUUACUUGAAUACGGUGCGGAUUUGGAAGCCCGACUGCAAAAUGGUAGAACGGCGCUACAUGUCGCCAUAUCCAUGAGAAGCAGCCCUAUGACGGAAUUCUUGUCAGAUCAGGGCGCCUACCUUGAUCGACGAGUCAACGAGCACACCGCUUUGACGUACGCAAUAGCUACCGCUUGUCCGGACAUUGCCGAGGUGCUCAUCGAGGCCGGGGCCGACGUCAACCUGCCGAGCUCGAAGGGCAACUUUCCAUUGCUCGCGGCUGCCUCGGCAGGCGACUUGCGGACCAUGAAGCUCCUCCUCUCUCGGGGUGCCAAAUUCGAUGCUGCUGGUAGCGAGGGAUACUUGCCCAUUCACAUGGCAGCCCACAAGAACCGAAUUGAGGUGCUGCAGCUUCUGUUCAAGGCCGGAUCGCCGAUUGAUCCAACGACCGAACAUGGAGAGACUCCGCUCACAAUCGCAAUGCAUUUGGGAUGCUUUGAGGCUGCUCAAUACCUGAUUGAAGUCGGCGCCGACGUAGACCACUCCGCUCCUGGGGCAGAGAGAAUCAUAUGCCAGGCGCUCAAGGCCGGCAACACGCGGAUUGCAAUGGCUCUUAUCCGAGGUGGAGCAGACCUCACAACCCCAUUAUUGCGAAAUGCUAGCAUGACGCCGCUGCAUCUUGCAGCCCACUACGGACAAAAUGAUGUCCUCGCAACAAUGAUCAAUACGGGCGUCGACCUCGACACCAGGACCUGGCCAGGUUUCACACCACUCUUUUCUGCCGUAAAGGCAGGGCACCUCGCCACCGUACGACUUCUUAUAACCGCUGGAGCUUAUUCCAGAGCUCGUUCAAUGUCAGGGGCAAACCUGAUGUUCUUUGGCACGGCUGAUCCCGCAAUGAUGAAGCUUCUGAUGGAGCUUGGACUGGAUGUUCGUGAACGCGAUCAUCAUGGCGCAACACCGCUGCAUUACGCGGCUGUCAAGGGUCAUUUUGCGACGGUUAAGCUGCUGUUACAGCGAGGGGCGAAAGUGGUUCAUGCCAGCGCCGUCUUCGAAACACUACAAGACUAUAAAACAAAAGAAAAGUAUCGCCAAGGUACUGCUGCAGGCCUCGCCAGGCAGAAAGGUCAUCUGAAGAUUGCCCGACUCAUCGAGGGGUGGAGAUUUAAAUCCUGA
Colletotrichum orchidophilum is the source of this 2160-nucleotide messenger RNA. RefSeq lists its product as uncharacterized. Bases 1 to 2160 code for a protein of 719 amino acids. Lineage: Eukaryota; Fungi; Ascomycota; Sordariomycetes; Glomerellales; Glomerellaceae. Gene Ontology annotation, molecular function: protein binding. The record is from RefSeq and is a predicted model, not a curated record. The transcript has 2 exons.